This is a messenger RNA of Oncorhynchus keta (chum salmon), 3709 nucleotides long. Its product is annotated as dysbindin-like. Gene Ontology annotation, cellular component: cytoplasm. The record is from RefSeq and is a predicted model, not a curated record. The transcript is spliced from 4 exons. Gene Ontology annotation, biological process: negative regulation of protein kinase activity. NCBI's taxonomy places the organism in Eukaryota, Metazoa, Chordata, Actinopteri, Salmoniformes, Salmonidae. Bases 296 to 916 code for a protein of 206 amino acids.
CCAAAUACUGUAGUUGACAGAGUAAGUUCACUCAGAGAGAAGGAUCCUGUACUGUUCCAUAGAGAAAGGAGAGAGUGUGUUUGAGAGAGCCAGUGAGUUUCUUGGGAGUGCUUUGACUCUCUUUCUGUCCCAGGAGAGAAGGAGGGAGAUGAGUUGUCCUGCUGAGGCUCUGAAGGGCUGACUGUUCCCCACCUCAUCUCAUCUCUGUGCCUGACUGUGUGACCUGACCCUCCAGUCCUCCUCAACAGCACACCUAAUCAGAUUCUGCAGCUCUCUCUCCGAAGCUGCCAGCACCAUGAGCUCGUCUGGGGCAAACCUCCACAACAAGCGUCUACCCUCGGAGACAGAGAAUGCUCAAAGAGUCCCAGAAUUGGACUCAGCCCAGCAGCUGAAACUGAGAGAGAGACAGCGCUUCUUUGAAGAGGUAUUUCAGCACGAUGUGGACGUCUACCUGUCCUCUGCCCAUCUGCAUAUUCAUGACUAUAAGAGACGUGAGUGCAAUCGGCAUCACACAUCUCCCAUUGGCAGCGUCUCAUCCAUGGAGGUGAAUGUGGACAUGCUGGAGCAGAUGGACCUUAUGGACAUCUCUGACCAGGAGGUCCUGGAUGUCUUCCUCAACUCUGGGGGGGAUGAGGGGGUACUGGCCUCCCCUCUGCCAGUAGUUCAUGGCAACAACAACAACAAUGAGGUCAUCAGCCAGGGACGCUCUCCCCACAACACAGGUGGUUGUGUGGGGAAGUCCCGCAUGUCCUCCACCUCCUCCACUUCCUCCACCAACAGCCAGAACACCAAUGAGGAUGGAAGGGAAACCCCUGUAGUCCAAUCAGAUGAUGAGGAUGUGAAUGUCGGCACACUCUUACUGAUGGGAUCAACCCCAGGGAAAGAUGAGAAGGAUCGGCCCAUCUUCUCUUCAUAGAGGCCUUGCUUCACUUCCAAUAUUCACUAACAUUUUGGACAUACUGGUCCUGACAAUUAUCACUGAAACGGGACAUUCACACACAGAGGUGUUCCAUGGACUGGCAACUAUCACUAUCACAACAUUUUCUUUACCCUUCAUUUAGUUUUGUCUGAACUGUAAAUAUAAGGCCAAAUCUUCUCAAAGCUUGCUGAACUCCAUACAUAAUUCUGGCAUAUAGUUAACAAGAUAUUUCUUUUUAUUUCCUCAUUUGAGAUUCUAGUAGGGUCUGGCGACGUGUGAUACGGACAUUUGAGGAAGUACAUUCCUGUGUGUUCUCUACAGCCAGGAUAUGUACAUAAUAGAGUUGUGAAAUAUGCAAACAUGUAAGCAUGCUUUACUGUACUAUAGACAGGGAUUUACAAUUGUGCAAUUACACACAAAAACAUUCUGUAGAGAGUAACUGCAAUGCUGAGUAAAUCUGGCCCUUAGUUCCCGUAUUCCUCAAAAUGUUGAACCAAUCCCAAAACACCUGCCACAAAUAAAAACUAAGGAUGUACUCUAAAUAUUGCAUAGUGUUGCUUUCAUUUUGAUAUAUACAGUGCAUUCGGAAUUCAGAUCCCCUUCCCUUUUUCCACAUUUUGUAAUGUUACCGCCUUAUCCUAAAAUGUAUUAAAUAAUUUAAAAAAUCAUCAAUCUACACACGAUAACCUAUAAUGAGAAAGUGAAAAACAUUGUUUAGACAUUUUUGCAAAUGUAUGAAAAAAAUAAACAUAAAUAACUUAUUUGCAUAAGCAUUCAGACCAUUUGCUAUGAGACUCUAAAUUGAACUCAGGUGCAUCCUGUUUCCAUUGAUCAUCCUUGAGAUGUUUCCACAACUUGAUUGGAGUCCACCUGUGGUAAAUUCAAUUGACUCAACAUUAUUUGGUAAUUCACACACUUGUCUAUAUAAGGCCACACAGUUGACAGUGCAUGUCAGAGCAAAAACCAAACCAUGAGGUCUAAGGAAUUGUCCGUAGAGCUCAGAGAUAGGAUUGUGUCGAGGCACAGAUAUGGGGAAGGGCACCGAAACAUUUCUGCAGCAUUGAAGGUCCUCAAGAACACAGUUGACUCCAUCAUUCCUAAAUGGAAAAGUUUGGAACCACCAAGACUGGCUGGGCGGCAAGCUCUAGGAACAAUCUGAGCAAUCGGGGGUGAAGGGCCUUGGUCAGGAAGGUUUCCAAGAACCCGAUGGUCACUCUAACAGAGCUCCAGAGUUCCUCUGUGGAGAUGAGAGAACCUUUCAGAAGGACAACCAUCUUUGCAGCACUUCACCAAUCAGGCCUUUAAGGUAGAGACGGAUGCCUUUCCUCAGUAAAAGACACAUGAGACCCUACUUGUAGUUUGCCUAAAGGCACCUAAAGGACUCUCAGACCAUGAGAAACAAGAUUCUCUGGUCUGAUGAAACCAAGAUUGAACUCAUUGGCUUAAGUGCCAAGCGUUAACGUCUGGAGGAAACCUGCCACCAUCCCUACGGUGAAGCAUGGUGGUGGCAGCAUGUUGUGGGGAUGUUUUUCAGCGGCAGGGACUGGGAGACUAGUCAGGAUUGAGGGAAAGAUGAAUGGUGCAAAGUACAGAGAUUCUUGAUGAAAACCUGCUCCAGAGCACUCAGGACCUCAGAUGGGGGAAAGGUUCACCUUCUAACAGGACAACAACCCUAAGCACACAGCCAAGACAACACAGGAGUGGCUUCAGGACAAGUUUCUGAAUGUCCUUGUGUGGACCAGCCAGAGCCUGGACUUGAACCCGAUCAAACAUCCCUGGAGAGACCUGAAAAUAGCUGUGCAGUGACGCUCCCCAUCCAACCUGACAGAUUUUGAGAGGAACAGCAGAGAAGAGUGGGAGAAAAUACUUUGCCAUUAACGAACAAAUACACUGAGUGUGUAAAAUAUUAGGAACACCUUCCUAAUAUUGAGUUGCACCCCCUUUUCCCCUCAGAACAGCCUCAAUUCGUUGGGCAUGGACUCUACAAGGUGUCGAUAAGCAUUCCACAGGGAUGCUGGCCCAUGUUGAUUCCAAUGCUACCUAUAGUUGCGUCAAGUUGGCUGGAUGUCCUUUGGUUGGUGGACCAUUAUUGAUUCACACGGUAAACUGUUGAGCAUGAAAAUCCCAGCAACAUUGCAGUUCUUGACACACUAAAACCAGCGCGCCUGGCACCUACAACCAUACUCCAUUCAAAGGCACUUUUGCCUUGCCCAUUCACACCUUCUGAAUGGCACACACAAUCCAUGUCUCAAUUGUUUCAAGGCUUAAAAAUCCUUCUUUAACCUCUCUCCUCCCCUUCAUCUACACAAGGGAUGGGCAACUUUGAUGGGGUGGGGGCCACAAAAAAACGGAACGCAUCAUGAGGGGCCGCAGUGGCUUGUGGGCCAUGGGGCGGAGAGCAAUUUUUACAACUCAUUUCAUGCAAUUCUACUCAUUUUGCCAUCGGCGCAGAGAAAAUUUUGCAGUUAACAUCAAAAUUCCUGAAGUUCUACAUAUUUUGCCAAGGGUGGAGGCUAAUGUUUGCAGUUUUUAAUAUGAUAACUGAUGAUCAAUGGGCCCUACGCCAGUGGGUAAUUCGACUAUGCUUACUAAAAGUUUAGAUAGGUGGAUUGUAUUUAUCAUCAUUAGUCAUUUAGGUCAACAUUGGAUCAUUCAGAGAUCCUCACUGAACUUCUGGAGAGAGUUUGCUGCACUGAAAGUAAAGGGGCAGAAUAAUUUUGCACGCCCAAUUUUUUUGUUUUUGAUUUGUUAAAAAAGUUUGAAAUAUCCAAUAAAUGUCGUUCCACUUCA